CUGUCUCCAAAGGCUUCACUUCUGCUUCCUUUUUCUUCCCAAUCCUCUUUUGCCCAAUUCAGUCCAACACCUAUCUAUCAGUCAUGGUGUCCCCCUCAUCUUCCCUCCAACUUUUCUGAAUCACUCUUCAGUCACUUGCACGGUUCCAUCUCUCAAAACGAAGAACGGUAAAUCAAUAUGCUAAAGAUUACUUUUUUUUAAUCAACAGUAGUCUGAAAGCAGUCAUCCUCUCUCUCUCUCGCUUUCCCUUCUCCCAACCUCGCCUCCCCCAAUCUAAUCCUAUUAACUGGUAAAAAUUCCAGUCGAAACUCAUCAAAGCUUCCUCCUUUCUCCAUCCAAAUCCCAAAAACUGCAGCUUUUCUUCUUUUUCACCAUCAUGGAUCCCAAGAGUUCUUCCAAUAUUCCACCGGAGCAACCAAAGUUUCUCCUAAACCCAGAUAAAAGGGAUCCCUCAAGAGAUAGCAGAGACCUCCAACCCCUCGUUCCCUCCACUUCUUCCUUAGCUGAGAGAGAGCCUACCAGUGCGGUGGAUAAAGACGAGCAAAGGAAGCAGCUUGCUCCCAAGCGAAGCUCCAACAAGGAUCGGCACACUAAAGUCGAAGGCCGCGGGCGUAGGAUCCGCAUGCCAGCUCUCUGCGCCGCUCGAAUCUUUCAACUGACUCGCGAGCUCGGUCACAAGUCCGACGGCGAGACUAUUCAAUGGCUUCUACAGCAGGCGGAGCCUUCUAUCAUGGCGGCCACCGGUUCCGGCACCAUCCCCGCCUCCGCGCUAGCCGCAGCACCUUCUUCCAUUUCUCAUAACAAA
This is a messenger RNA of Phalaenopsis equestris, 805 nucleotides long. RefSeq names its product transcription factor TCP20-like. The annotation marks the transcript as partial. The transcript has a single exon. Lineage: Eukaryota; Viridiplantae; Streptophyta; Magnoliopsida; Asparagales; Orchidaceae. Gene Ontology annotation, molecular function: sequence-specific DNA binding; DNA-binding transcription factor activity. The record is from RefSeq and is a predicted model, not a curated record. Gene Ontology annotation, cellular component: nucleus.